AACAGUGAUUAAGAGGAGGAUAGAUUCUUGAAGAGGAGAGUGGAGUGGACAGAGACUUCUCUGUUGUAAAUGUGCACGAGUCUGAGCCGUUCUGAUUGAGGAGAGAGGCGGGUCUUAUCUGCGUCUGGGGGGGAGGACCUUCGUGUCAGAUAACCAAUCAUGGAGAGGACGAGGACGAGGGCGGGUGCAGCUGUGUUCCUGAUGCUGAUCUUGGGUCACCUAGGCAACGCUCUGGAGGUCCCACUAGACCCUAAAGUUCUGGAAGAAUUGGCGCAGCCGCCAACCAUAACUCAACAGUCCCCCAAGGAUUACAUCAUCGACCCUCGGGAGAACAUCGUCAUCCACUGUGAGGCCAAAGGGAAGCCACAUCCCAGCUUCUCGUGGACCAGAAACGGGACCCACUUUGACAUUGACCAGGAUCCCAAGGUGACGAUGCGACCCCGCUCUGGUACCCUGGUGGUGGACAUCAGUGGGGAGAAGGCCGAGACGUACGAGGGGAUCUACCAAUGUACAGCCAGAAACAAACACGGGGCCGCAGUGUCCAACAAUAUCGUCAUCAGACAGUCCAUCUGGCUCCAGCAGCUCCAAGAUGGUGCUGAGAGGACAGGUCCUGGAGUUGGAGUGCGUCACUGAAGGACUUCCCACUCCAGAGGUCUCGUGGAGUAAGCUGAGCGGGGAGUUCCCUGACAAGCGUACCUCCAUCGUGACCUUCCAGAAGAUACUGCGUAUCGUGAACGUGUCCGAUGCCGACGCUGGCGAGUACCGCUGCACUGCCCACAACCGCUUGGCCUCCAUACACCACACCAUCCGUGUCACCGUCAAAGGUUUAAGGACAGCCAGUCCAGCACCCUGGAAGGGGACCCCUACUUGCUGCAUGAAAACGGGACUCUGGAGAUAUAUGUGGCCCAGGCCCUCAACAGUGGGAAGUAUAUCUGUGUGGCCAGGAACUCUCUGGGCAUCGCUGAGAACCACGUCUAUCUGGAGGUCAAAGAGCCAACUCGUAUCCUGAAGCAGCCGAAAUACAAGGUGGCCCAGAGAAACAGGAACGUGGUGUUUGAGUGUAAAGUAAAACACGACCCCACCCUCAUCCCCAUCAUGAUCUGGCUGAAAGAUAACGGAGAGCUGCCCGACGACGAGAGAUUUCUGGUGGACUCUGACAGCUUGACCAUAACAGAUGUGACAGAGAACGACGCUGGAACUUACACCUGCAUAAUGAAUACUACUCUGGACCAUGACUCUGCCAGUGCUGAGCUCACUGUCGUCGAGGCAGCUCCUACUCCAGCUGUCAUCUAUGAACAACCAGACCCUCCUACUGACCUGGAGCUGACCGACAUGAAACCCAGGAAUGUCCAGCUCACUUGGAUACCUGGAGAGGAACACAACAGCCCUAUUCACACUCCAGAUGAGAACCCCAGCGGAGUUAAAGGUUUUGGAACUGAACAUGACAAUCUUAUGAUAUUGUGGAAGCCAAUGUCAGGCCUCCAGGCUAACGGUCCAGGCCUGCAGUACAAGGUGAUGUGGAGACAGAAGGAUGUGGACAAGAACUGGACGUCAGUGACCGUGGCCAACGUCUCCAAGUUCAUGGUCUCUGGGACGCCCACCUUCACACCAUACGAGGUCAAGGUUCAAGCCAUUAACAACAACGGGAUUGGCCCUGAUCCAGCUGUGGUCACUGGACACUCCGGAGAGGACUUGCCGGUGCAGGCUCCAGACAGUGUCCAGGUCCUAGUGUUGAACAGCACCCUGGCUGAGGUGCACUGGGAGCCUGUCCCACCGAAGACAGUACGGGGACAUCUCAAGGGAUACAAGGUGUAUUACUGGCUUGAGCGGAGCCUCCACAAACACAACUCCCACCGUGUGGAGCAGCAGCUUCUGACCUUCAGUGGGAACAAGAGUCAUGGCAUGCUCCCCGGCCUGCAGCCCUACAGCCUCUACCUGUUCAACGUCAGGGUCUUCAACGGCAAGGGGGAGGGCCCCGCUAGCUCCAACCUGCAGUUUGAGACCCCCGAAGGAGUUCCUGGGCGGCCAUCUUUCCUGAGAAUCACCAACUCUAACCUGAACAAUUUGACUCUGGAAUGGGGUCCUCCCAACGACCGCAACGGACACCUCACCGGCUACAUCCUCAAAUACCAGCAAGUCAAUAACUCCAACGAGCUGGGUCCGAUGGAAGAGCUGGCCCUGCCGGCCAACAAGACCUCCGUCACGCUCCCCAACCUCAAGUACAGCACACGCUACAAGUUUUAUUUCAAUGCCAAAACAGGCCAGGGAGCAGGGCCCGUCAUUACAGAGGAAGCCGUCACUAUUAUGGACGAAGUCCUAAUGUAUCAGCCUUCAGUAGACGAGGUUGGAGGAGGGAACACCCGAACCCAAACCUCACCUCCCAUAGCAGGGUCUCCUCCACGCCACCCAUUCCACAAGGUGCAUCCAGCGGCUCCGGCAUUCAGGAACGUUAGCUCUUCCGUGGGAGAGGACGGAAUGCUUAUCAGUUGGGAGUACUGGGGAGCGGAAAAACAUGUUUAUGUAGAAUAUAUAAUUAAGAACGACAACACUCUCGGUGAAGAGGAGUGGCAGAAAGAGUAUGUAAAUGGAUCUCAGGCCUAUGUGCUGAAGGGCUUAAAGGAGGGCCUGUCCUAUAGGGUACGCGUGGUUGCCAAGGGUCACGACGACCAAGCGGUGCUCCACCAAUCAGAGGAGCUUUUGGUGACCGUUCCAGCUAUGCCAUCCAGACAGGCUGACAUCGCUACUCAGGGCUGGUUCAUCGUGAUGUGUGCCAUCGCUCUCCUCAUCCUCGUCCUCCUCAUCAUCUGCUUCAUUAAGAGGAACAAGGGAGGCAAAUACCAGGUCAUAGUAACAGACCCAUUUGCUAUCUCUGUCCUAGUGAAGGAAAAGGAGGACGCUCACACAGACCCAGAGUUCCAGCCCAUGAAAGAGGAUGACUGUACUUUUGGGGAUACAGGUGGAAACGUGAAUCUGUCCUCUGGAGCCCACAAAGAUAGGACAGGCGACAAGAAUGGGGACAGGGGGGGGGAGGGUCAAGGGGGAGGCAGGUCACGACAGUGGAUCAGUGACGGGUUCAGGGACAGGGGCGGUGACACUGAGGACCAUAAGCCGUUAAAAGGGAGCCGCACACCUUCUAACGGGACGGUGCACAGGGACAGCAGUGACGACAGUUUAGUUGACUAUGGAGGUGGAGACGGACAGUUCAACGAGGAUGGGUCUUUUAUUGGGCAGUACAGCGGAAAGAGCUCCAUCAGGGAAACUGCUGAGGCCCCAUCCCCAGUUAAUACAACCGCUAUGAACUCCUUUGUGUAG
This is a messenger RNA of Salvelinus sp. IW2-2015, 3312 nucleotides long. The record is from RefSeq and is a predicted model, not a curated record. NCBI's taxonomy places the organism in Eukaryota, Metazoa, Chordata, Actinopteri, Salmoniformes, Salmonidae.